AUGUCCAAUUCUUCCUCUCCAAGCCUAGAAAAAGUGCAAGCAUCCGACGAUGAGACGACCUACUCUCUCCAACAACGAGUACAUGAUCUGGAACACCUGCUCCAGAAGAAGGAACAACAACUCUACGAAAAGAAUAUGGAACUUGUCAAGGGCCAGAAGCUGAUGAACUCUCGUCGACAAAUCCAAAAGGAAAGAUUUCAAAAAAGAAUGACCAUGAGGGAUUGUACUUCUCCCAAACCCACAUCGGAUUUCGACUCAAUUAACACCACCGAGGCAUUACUGAAAAUGGCCAAUCGAUUGGAGCAGGCAGAGGAGAUAAUCAACACUCUUGAGAGCACGCUGACAGGCAAUUCCCUGUGGAUCUGUAACCACUUUACGUCAGAGGAGAUCCGGAAAUUGCCACUGGAGAGAAUGGAAUCCCUUUCGAAGAUCGCGAAUAGUGUAAAAUGCUAUGCCAGGAUUCAUGGAUACCAAUUUAUUCUGAUUAGAGAUACCGGACCAAAUGAAGCCUGUCAGCAAAAUGAGUUUCUAUUCCGCCGUCACUGCUUAACAGCUACCGUAAUCCAGCUAUACGAUAUCGUUCUGUUCCUGGACGCCGAUAUCGGCGUCGUGAAUCCGAAUCGAAAAAUUGAGAAUUUUCUAGAAGAUUCUGUGGAUUUAAUUUUCUAUGAUCGAUUUCAAAAUUGGGAAAUCGCAACAGGAAGUUAUCUCGCACGGAGCACGAACUUUGCUGUUGAAUUUCUGAAAGAAUUCGCCAGUUUUGAGUCGAAGUUUCCGAAUGGCACAAUUCACGGCUCAGAUAAUGGCGCUAUUCAUGAAAAAACUGAAAAUCGAAAUGUCCAAAAAAUCAAAAUUCUGCAAAAAGGAGAAUCCUGGGUCCGAGAUGGCUGGAUAACGAAUAGUCAAUGGAGUCUCCACGUGGAUUUCAUGCUGCAUGGCUGGAAGAUGUCGCAGCUACGCGAGACACCUAAUUGGGUCUUGAAACCCAUUCCAACAGCUCGAAAUCAAUGGUUCAGUCCGUUUUCCGGCAAAUUCCACUUGGAAAAAUGCACAGAAUCAAAUUCUACAUGGAACUACAACGUUAAACUAAUCGGAGACGUUGAGGAAAUUCAGAUGAGUUUGAGGAAGAUGGCAGAUGACGUGGAAGUGAUGAAAAAGAAGGCGUUGGUGAAAAUUAACAAUUUUUAG
Messenger RNA from Caenorhabditis briggsae, 1188 nucleotides. Lineage: Eukaryota; Metazoa; Nematoda; Chromadorea; Rhabditida; Rhabditidae. Bases 1 to 1188 code for a protein of 395 amino acids. The record is from RefSeq and is a predicted model, not a curated record. The transcript is spliced from 6 exons.